Messenger RNA from Colletotrichum gloeosporioides, 2202 nucleotides. RefSeq lists its product as uncharacterized. Bases 1 to 2202 code for a protein of 733 amino acids. The record is from RefSeq and is a predicted model, not a curated record. The transcript is spliced from 2 exons. NCBI's taxonomy places the organism in Eukaryota, Fungi, Ascomycota, Sordariomycetes, Glomerellales, Glomerellaceae.
AUGUGGCUCAUCAACACACGUACACUCAAACUUGAGGAGUUCUUUGACGCUGCCAUCCCCAACUACGCCAUCCUAUCGCAUACUUGGGGAAGCGACGAAGUCUCCUUUCAAGAGUUCAAGAGCCUCGAUAUCACAAGCGGAGACCCGGCAGAUCUAAUGAUCAAAGACAGAGCUGGUUAUCCAAAGAUCAUAAAAGCAUGUGGGAAAGCCCUGGAGUAUCGUCUUCGAUACGUUUGGGUCGACACCUGCUGCAUCGACAAAACAAGCAGUGCGGAACUGUCGGAGUCAAUCAACUCAAUGUUCCGAUGGUACGAAAAUGCACAAAUCUGCUUCGCGUACCUAUCCGAUGUACCGGCAACUCAGGAUGCGACAGACCCGGCAUUCGUCAACUCUCGCUGGUUCACAAGAGGAUGGACUCUACAGGAGCUGCUCGCACCUCGAGAGUUGCUUUUCUUCGCGUCAGAUUGGACGCUGAUCGCAAGCCGCGAGGACACGGCGGCCUCCGUGAGCAACAUUACAGGCAUCGAUCAGACGUACUUGGAAUCCUCGAUAUCGGAGCAAAACACCCGCCUGAGGUUGUUAACAGAGGCCAGUAUUGCAGAGAGAAUGAGCUGGGCAGCCCGGCGGACAACUACCCGCGUUGAAGAUAUUGCAUACUGCCUGCUGGGUAUCUUCGGGGUGAAUAUGCCUCUUAUGUAUGGAGAGGGUCAGAAGGCCUUCGCUAGACUGCAGGAGCAGAUACUGCAGACGUGUUUCGACUCGACACUUCUUGCUUGGAAUCCGACGGAUGAGCACGGACGGCCCCUGGCCUUUGAUGAACUUGAACCGAGUUCUUCUUGGGCCUCUGCAGUGAGGAUGGUAAUGGGGAUGGGGCAUCCUUGGUCUGCUCCCGAACAACCCCACUCGAACGCAUUGCCGAUGGGUCUUUUGGCUCCGAGCCCCGGGUGCUUCCUGCUUUGCAACGACAUCGUCGAGUGCGAAACCGUGCUCGACUGGACCCCAACCAGCCGUGGCCUUGAGAUUGAACUGCCCGUGUCAGACAACACCUGGCCGUACGCCAUCAUUCCCUGUCGACUGCGUAACGACCCCUGGAGCCUUCUUGCGCUUCCUCUAGACGUGCACGAAGGUGGUGCAUACUCCAGGAGUCCGCUUUCGGCCAUGAGAGUCAUCCAUCACACCUGGCAUCAAUGGCCCAUGAGAAAGAUUCUGCUGAAGACGAGGAUACGUCCUAACUAUGACACAGAACCUGUACCCUCGUGGUACGUCUGGAUCAAUAGCUUGCCUUCAGAAAUGGAAAUCCUGGAAAGAUACUCAGACUCAAAGCAUUAUGCAGCGGACACACUAUUGCCCGUGUUUUCCGAACGCGAAACACAAACCAUCACCAGCUCGCGAUAUGGAAUCGCCGGGAUGAAGCUCGAAUCAAAGGCUUCAAACGAGAGGUUUUCUCUCGUCAUCAAAGUUACCAAGACGUCAGCCUAUACAGACAUCGGCUCCUGGAUCUGGCCCCGAAGAUGGCCCUGGAGGUCGAAUAGUGACCUGUAUCAUCUGGAGUACUGCAUCGCCAAACAUAUCUCGCCUGAUAAACUGGUAUCUUUCUGGAAACGCACGGGCUCCCUCAGGCUCACAAGGUGGUCCCUAGAGCUGAAGGAUUCUUGCCUUCAAUUCGAGGUCACGAAGAGAAAGCUGCUUGAUAUCCCCGUCUUCGAAAUCAACAUUAGGCAAUCCCCAAAAGGGUACAUAUCGCAACUACAAUACUGCAUGGGAAGAUGUCUCUUCAUGGGCCCGCUCAUUUUCUGGUCCCCCUUAAACCCGCGCAGGGACUUCCCACAAACGCUGGCAUUGCUUCCCUUGUACAUCCAAACUGCCUUGAGCAUAUCGGAUGACAUGCUUUACAGGAGGAAAUUAUUUCAUCUUCACCCAGUAGCUGUGGCGUGUUGUGGGCUCUACAUGGUCUUCGUCGACAGCAUGAACUUUGCGAUCGAGACAAACUGCAAGCCUCCCCUAGUUGAAAUGGGCAUCUUUCUCGAAGCAACAAGUGCGGCAGGUUCAUUGAACGAGACACGAGACAAAUAUGUUGGUCACUUGGCGGCAUUUAUGGGCAUAUAUAUCAGGGUAUACUUCCAUGUGUGGCGACACUUACUGGCGGAGAGUGUACUUGUUGUUGUCGACGCUUCAUCGCUCGUGUCAGCGGAUGGGCUUUAG